UCGGCGGCGGCAGCGGCAGGAUGCGGGCGGGCCGCGGCGCGGCGGGCGGGGAGGCGGCGGCCGAGGAGGAGGCGGCCGAGGCGGCCAAGCGCGGCGGGGGGGCGGCGGCGACGGCUGGGCGGGCGCGGGGCCGCGGCGGGAAGGGGUCCCCGAACGGCGAGUGCCGGCGUGGGGAGCCGCCGCGGAGCCCCGGCCCGGAGCCGCCCCGGGAGCCCAAGGUCUCCUUCUCCUGCGGCGGCGGCGGCGCGUCUCCCGGCGGGGCCAAGGCGGCCGAGGAGGGGGCGAGCGAGGAUGCGGGCGAGGAGGCCCGCGGGAGCCAGGCCAGCUUCAUGCAGCGGCAGUUCGGGGCGAUGCUCCAGCCCGGCGUCAACAAGUUCUCGCUGCGGAUGUUCGGCUCGCAGAAGGCGGUGGAGCGGGAGCAGGAGCGCGUCAAGUCGGCGGGGGCCUGGAUCAUCCACCCCUACAGCGACUUCAGGUUUUACUGGGACUUCACAAUGCUGCUCUUCAUGGUGGGCAACCUGAUCAUCAUCCCUGUGGGCAUCACCUUCUUCAAGGAGGAGACCACGGCGCCCUGGAUCGUCUUCAACGUGGUCUCCGACACCUUCUUCCUGAUGGACCUGGUGCUGAACUUCCGGACGGGGAUUGUCAUUGAGGACAACACGGAAAUCAUCCUGGACCCCGAGAGGAUCAAGAAGAAGUACCUCAAGACCUGGUUUGUGGUGGACUUUGUCUCCUCCAUCCCUGUGGAUUACGUCUUCCUCAUUGUGGAGAAGGGCAUAGACUCGGAAGUGUACAAGACGGCCCGCGCCCUCCGCAUCGUCCGCUUCACCAAGAUCCUCAGCCUCCUGCGGCUCCUCCGCCUCUCCCGGCUCAUCCGCUACAUCCACCAGUGGGAGGAGAUUUUCCACAUGACGUACGACCUGGCCAGCGCGGUGAUGAGGAUCAUCAACCUCAUCGGCAUGAUGCUGCUGCUCUGCCACUGGGACGGCUGCCUCCAGUUCCUCGUGCCCAUGCUGCAGGAUUUCCCCCAGAACUGUUGGGUCUCCAUCAACGGGAUGGUGAACGACUCCUGGAGCGAGCUGUACUCCUUCGCCCUCUUCAAGUCGAUGAGCCACAUGCUCUGCAUCGGCUACGGGAAGCAGGCGCCCGAGAGCAUGACGGACAUCUGGCUGACGAUGCUGAGCAUGAUCGUGGGGGCCACCUGCUACGCCAUGUUCAUCGGCCACGCCACCGCCCUCAUCCAGUCGCUGGACUCCUCCCGGCGCCAGUACCAGGAGAAGUACAAGCAGGUGGAGCAGUACAUGUCCUUCCACAAGCUGCCCGCCGACUUCCGCCAGAAGAUCCACGACUACUACGAGCAUCGCUACCAGGGCAAGAUGUUCGACGAGGACAGCAUCCUGGGGGAGCUCAACGAGCCCCUGCGCGAGGAAAUCGUGAACUUCAACUGCCGCAAGCUGGUGGCCUCCAUGCCGCUGUUCGCCAACGCCGACCCCAACUUCGUCACGGCGAUGCUCACCAAGCUGAAGUUCGAGGUGUUUCAGCCGGGCGACUACAUCAUCCGCGAGGGCACCAUCGGCAAGAAGAUGUACUUCAUCCAGCACGGGGUGGUCAGCAUCCUCACCAAGGGCAACAAGGAGAUGAAACUCUCCGACGGCUCCUACUUCGGAGAAAUCUGCCUGCUGACCCGCGGCCGGCGCACGGCCAGCGUGCGGGCAGACACCUACUGCCGCCUCUACUCGCUCUCGGUGGACAACUUCAACGAGGUGCUGGAGGAGUACCCCAUGAUGAGACGGGCCUUCGAGACUGUGGCCAUCGACCGCCUCGACCGCAUCGGGAAGAAGAACUCGAUCCUGCUCCACAAAGUGCAGCACGACCUCAACUCAGGCGUCUUCAACAACCAGGAGAACGAAAUCAUCCAGGAGAUCGUCAAGUACGACCGGGAGAUGGUGCAGCAGGCGGAGCUGCAGCAGCACACCGCCAUGUACAGCCCCGUCCAGCCCCAGGUCACCUCCGCCAUCGCCACCCUCCAGCAAGCCGUCGCCAUGAGCUUCUGCCCGCAGAUGGCCAGCCCGCUGGUGGGCUCCAUGGCCCUGGGCUCGCCCCGCAUGAUGCGUCGCUUGCAGUACGCCCAGGCCGUGCCCAGCCCCUUCGCCGUCUCCCCCGUCUUGCUGCAGCAGAGCCCCCCGCAGCAGCCGCAGCCCCCCGUGCCCCACGCCAACCCCUCGCCCUCGCAGGACCAGGCGCAGCCCGCGGCCCUGCCCGCCUCCACCAGCGCCUUCGCCGCCGCGGCCGCCGCCAGCCCGCCGUCCCAAAGCCCCCUGGCCAGCCGGACGUUCGCCUACGGAGGAGCCCCGGGGCAGCUGGGCUCCCAGCUCUCCCUCAGCCAGCAGCAGGCGCCCGGCUCGCCCCAGCGCCUGGCCGCCCACAAAAGCACACAGGCGCUGCCCACCAGCAGCCUCAGCCAGGAUUCGCGGCCCCUCUCGGCCUCCCAGCCCUCCCUGCCCCACGGGCUGGCGGCCGGCAGCACCCAGAGCCCCCCGGCCUCGGCCCGCGAGUCCUGCUCCUCCAUCGGCGGGGGUCCGGCCGCCGCCUCGCCGGGUCCCGGCCCUUCGGCCGUGCUGCGGGGUCCGGCGCCCUCACGGGGGGCCGCGGCCCACCCGGCCUCCACGGGCUCGCUGCAGGGGGGCCCCCCCGCCCUGCCGCAGGACUCGGCGGCCGCCCGCAAGGAUUCGGCGGCCAGCACGCCCGACACGGACCCGGCCAAGUCCAGGCUGUCUUCCAACUUGUGACCUCCGCGCCGCACCGGCGGCGGGGACGAGUCCGGCGGAAGAGGGAAGGGGGCUGCGGCGGCCGGUCACACCGGGUGAGGGCCGCGGCCGCCCCACCGGCUGCCUCCCCCCCGCCGCGGCGCCAGCCCCGCUGCCUCCCC
This is a messenger RNA of Chroicocephalus ridibundus (black-headed gull), 2929 nucleotides long. RefSeq names its product hyperpolarization activated cyclic nucleotide gated potassium and sodium channel 2 (gene HCN2). Bases 21 to 2789 code for a protein of 922 amino acids. Gene Ontology annotation, molecular function: voltage-gated potassium channel activity. The transcript is spliced from 8 exons. Gene Ontology annotation, cellular component: dendrite; HCN channel complex; axon. The record is from RefSeq and is a predicted model, not a curated record. Gene Ontology annotation, biological process: sodium ion transmembrane transport; potassium ion transmembrane transport; regulation of membrane depolarization. NCBI's taxonomy places the organism in Eukaryota, Metazoa, Chordata, Aves, Charadriiformes, Laridae.